CCCCUAAACAGAAACAAAGUAACAGAAAAUCACAAAUCUCUCUAUCCUCUUCUUCCCUAUUUUUUAUCCUCUCCAUAGAUCCAUUUUCCAUUUUUUUCACCAUUGCCUGAUAUAAAUACACCUCAAUGCUCCCCUUCUUUCGAAGUCGCCGAUAUCCCCCCAUCGCUCCUUAAACAUGGUCAGGAACGGUGGGCCUAUCCUCCUCCUCUUCUUCCUCUUCUCAGCCCUUCUCGUCCAUGACUCUGACGCCGGUAUCGGCGUGAACUACGGUACUCUGGGAGACAACCUCCCACCUCCUUCACAAGUCGCCGCCUUCCUCAAACAACACACCAUUAUCGAUAGGGUCAAGCUCUUUGACGCCAACCCCGAUUACCUCAGAGCCUUCGCUAACAGUGGAAUCGCCGUUUCUGUCACCAUCGCCAAUGGCGAUAUCCCUUCCCUCAUUAACCUCGCCACCGCCCGCUCCUGGGUCGCUUCCCACAUUUCCCCUUUCCACCCCCAAACCCAAAUCAACCGCAUCCUCGUCGGCAAUGAGAUCUUGCAUUCCCUCGAUUACAAUCUCAUUAACAAUCUCUUGCCGGCCAUGAAAACCCUCCAUGCCGCCCUUGCACAAGCGGGGAUCCACAAUAUUCAGGUCUCUACGCCUCACUCUUUGGGAAUCCUCAACCCGACCAGUACACCUAGCCUCGGCAGCUUCCGAGCUGGUUGGGACAAGGGGAUUUUGGCUCCGAUGCUUCAAUUCCAUAGAGAGACCAAAUCUCCCUUCUUGGUCAAUCCUUACCCAUAUUUCGGCUACUCCCCCCAGACCUUAAGAUACGCGCUCUUCAAGAGGAACCGUGGUGUCUACGACAGGUUCAGCAAGAAGACCUACACAAAUAUGUUCGAUGCGCAGCUCGACACCGUCUAUUCGGCGAUGAGGAGGUUGGGCUACGGUGAUGUCAACAUUGUAGUGGCGGAGACUGGGUGGCCGUCGGCGGCGGAUAACAACCAGUUUGGCGUCAGCAUCGAUAGCGCCAUGUCUUACAAUGGCGGUCUCGUCAGGCACGUCAAUUCCGGUCGUGGCACCCCUUUGAUGCCUGGAAGGAAGAUCGAGGCUUAUAUCUUCGCGUUGUUCAAUGAGAAUCAAAAACCGGGCCCGACCGCCGAGCGAAACUUUGGUCUCUUCCAACCCGACUUCACUCCGGUUUACAACGCUGGCGUUAUGAUCGGUCAACAGGGACGUCGAGGUGGACAUCACCGUCCUGGUGUUCCUCGUCCCCAUCCUCGUGUCCCUGGCCGUGGUCGUGGAAGAGGACGUGGACGCGGAAGAGGACGCGGAAGAGGACGUGGGCGUGGAAGGCCAAGUCCAGUAGUGGGAGGAAAGAAGUGGUGCGUGCCGAAGGCUGACGCGAGCGACGCAGCGUUGCAGGCGAACAUCAACUACGUGUGCAGCCAGGGAGUGGAUUGCAAGCCCAUCCAGGCCGGAGGGAGCUGCUUCGAUCCUAACACAGUCAGGGCCCAUGCUUCUUACGCCAUGAACGCUUACUACCAGUCCCACGGUCGCCACGACUACAACUGCGACUUCUCCCACAGCGCUGUCCUCACUACCUCCAAUCCCAGUCAUGGUGGCUGUCAAUACGCCGCAUGAGAUAUUCGAGUUUGGAUCCGUUCCCCACAUGGCAAUGGGUAGGGAAAGAAUAUCAGCCCCCAUCGAGGGGGAUAUCUAUCCCAUCCGUUCCCACUGGGGAUCGAUCUGGAGUUGUGGACUUAUAUUCUUUUAUUUUUUAUGUUGGGUGGUUCAUUACUAGGAAAAACAAAAAAAUUUGGUGGCUAAACUAUUUAUUUCAUUUUUCCCCACCAUUUCUAUAGUGGGAAUAAAGACCACAUGUAUUACAUACCGUCUCUAAUGAAAUGGAAAUUGAAAAGCAUUUCAGUUACUCUGA
This is a messenger RNA of Macadamia integrifolia, 1922 nucleotides long. Its product is annotated as glucan endo-1,3-beta-glucosidase-like. Gene Ontology annotation, cellular component: plasma membrane. Gene Ontology annotation, molecular function: hydrolase activity, hydrolyzing O-glycosyl compounds. The record is from RefSeq and is a predicted model, not a curated record. NCBI's taxonomy places the organism in Eukaryota, Viridiplantae, Streptophyta, Magnoliopsida, Proteales, Proteaceae. Gene Ontology annotation, biological process: carbohydrate metabolic process. The coding region runs from base 176 to 1627 and encodes 483 amino acids. The transcript has 3 exons.